Messenger RNA from Benincasa hispida (wax gourd), 762 nucleotides. RefSeq lists its product as uncharacterized. NCBI's taxonomy places the organism in Eukaryota, Viridiplantae, Streptophyta, Magnoliopsida, Cucurbitales, Cucurbitaceae. The record is from RefSeq and is a predicted model, not a curated record.
AUGAAAGCCCCAGGAAAUAACAACGGAAAAAAGCAAUGUCAUGUGGUGACAUUGCGAAGUGGAAAUCCUCUUGUAGAAAGAACCAUGAACCCAAGAACUAACAAUCUUUCAAAAGAGCUCAACACAUGCCCAACGACAUUGGCAGAUCAAGAAGAUCAGACGCCUGACUCCACAAGCCAUUCAAAGCCAAGCACGUCUAACGCGGGAGAACCUGCGGGGCAACUGAAUGUACCAUUUUAUAGACACUUGAUGAAGAAGAAUGAUGAACAACAAUUUAAGCAUUUUCUUGAACUCCUGAGGCAACUGCACAUUAAUAUUCCACUUGUUGAAGCCUUAGAACAAAUGCCGAAGUACGUCAAAUUCUUGAAGGAUAUUCUAACAAAGAAGAGGAGAAUCAGCGAAACAGAAGUAAUUACGCUAACGCAGGAGUGCAAUGUAUUAGUCAGCAACAGAUUAACCAAUAAACAGAAGAACCCGGGAAGCUUCACAGUCUCAUGCUCAAUCGGAGGGCUGGACGUAGGACAUGCAUUGUGUGAUCUGGGAGCAAGCAUCAGCCUCAUGUCACUCUUAAUCUUCAAGAAUUUGGGAAUUGGUGAAGCACAACCCACUUCUGUAAUGCUUCAACUCGUAGAUAGGACGAUCACAUACCCUGAUGGAAAGAUUGAGGAUGUUCUAGUGAAAGUUAACAAAUUCAUAUUCCCAGAGGAUUUCAUCAUCCUUGAUUAUGAAGUAGACAGGGAUGUACCAAUUAUUCUUGGAUGA